CACUAGUUAGCUGUGGGACCUCGACAGACAGCUGAGAGAGAGUCGUAUAGCCAACGGGACUACCGCGAACUCAGAAAACAGAUCUCCAGGGUCAACUGAUGAGUAGCAGGUAGCCGUUGAAAGGUUGGGCUACACCUUCUGGCAAAGCGGGUCAGUGGUCCCAGUGAAGACGCUUGAGACCCCCUCCCCCCCCACCCGGUAGCGGUUAGCAUUUAGCGUGCUCGUGGCUACAGGACAGCAGAAGACAAGGAGAAGGAGGAGAGAAGAAGAGAGAGGGGAGGACAAGAGAGGCAGGAAGGAAAGGUCAGGAGUGAAGAUCGGCGAUGGUGCUGGCCAUGGAAGACACCCGGCCCAACGGGCUGGGGGCUGAGGAGGACCACCCCUCCGAGACCACCGCCGCCCCCACCACCACCACCCCCACCGCCGCCGCGGGGACGGGACAGCCCACCAGGGAGGGCUGCCCCGCGGACCACCAGCGCCCAGGAGCCCCUGACCCAGAGCCGGCCCCAGCCAUGCAGCAGGCGUUGGACCACCCGGGCGAGGUUCCCCCCGCCUCCCAGGGGGCCAAGGACAUCGACCUGCUCUUCCUGCGCGGUAUCAUGGAGAGCCCCACUGUACGCUCCCCCCCUCAGCAGGCACAGGAGCAGGUGGAGGAGGUGAAGCUUGAGGCGGUGCAGGACAACAACGUGGAGCUGGUGACGGAGAUACUGGGAGACAUCAGCAGCCUGCAGGUCCGCGACGACAGUGCCACCGAGCUGUCCAAGAUCCUCCAGGAGCCACACUUCCAGUCUCUUCUGGAAGCCCACGACAUCGUGGCCUCUAAGUGCUACGAGGUCCCGCCCCCGACGGAAAUGGCCAAUGACGCGGCGGUAAACAACGCUCUGAUGCAAGCCGACGCCGUGCGCAUGAUCGGCAUCCGCAAGAAGGCCGGAGAGCCACUGGGCGUGACCUUCCGGGUGGACAAGGAGGACCUGGUGAUCGCCCGCAUCCUCCACGGGGGGAUGAUCGACCGGCAGGGGCUGCUGCACGUGGGCGACAUCAUCAAGGAGGUGAACGGCCAGGACGUGGGCAACCACCCCACUGAGCUGCAGGACCUGCUGAAGGACUGCAGCGGGGGCAUCACCCUCAAGAUCCUGCCCAGCUACCGGGACGCCCCCGCUCCCCCACAGGUGUACGUGCGGCCGCACUUCGACUACGACCCCGCCCACGACAACCUGAUCCCCUGCCGGGAGGCGGGCAUGUGCUUCAAGAGGGGGGCCAUCCUGCAGAUCGUCAAUAGAGAGGACCCCAACUGGUGGCAGGCGUGCCAGGUGGAAGGCGGCGCCACCGGGCUGAUCCCCAGCCAGUUCCUGGAGGAGAAGAGGAAGGCCUUCGUACCCAGGGACUUUGAGGGAUCAGGUAUCCUGUGUGGAACGAUUUCUGGGAAAAAAAAGAAAAAGAUGAUGUACCUCACAGCUAAGAACGCAGAGUUUGACAGGCACGAGCUGCAGAUCUACGAGGAGGUGGCCAAAAUGCCGCCCUUCCAGAGGAAGACUCUGGUUCUGAUUGGAGCUCAGGGGGUGGGCCGGCGGAGCCUGAAGAACCGAUUGGUUGUCCUGACGCCAGAGCGCUUCGGCUGCACCAUACCCUUCACGUCGCGGCGUCCCCGUGACGACGAGCUGGACGGCAACUCGUACCACUUCACCACGCGGCAGGAGAUGGAGACGGACGUGAAGGCGGGCCGCUUCCUGGAGCACGGCGAGUACGACGGCAACCUGUACGGCACCAAGAUCGACUCCAUCCACCAGGUGGUGGACACCGGCCGCACCUGCAUCCUGGACGUCAACCCCCAGGCGCUGAAGGUGCUGAAGACGGCAGAGUUCAUGCCCUACGUGGUGUUCAUCGCCGCCCCAGAGUUCGACACCCUGAAGGCCAUGCACAAGGCCGUGGUGGACGCCGGCAUCACCACCAAGCAACUCACGGACGUGGACCUGAGGAAGACAGUGGACGAGUCGGCCCGGAUCCAGCGGGCCUACAACCACUACUUUGACCUGACCAUCGUCAACGACAACCUGGACAAGGCCUUCGAGACGCUGCAGGGGGCCGUGGACAAACUGUGCUCCGAGGCCCAGUGGGUCCCCGUCAACUGGGUCUACUGAGGCCCCGGCCCGGGCCCCUGGGAUCCUACCAACCUGGUCCCCGUACAGAACCCCCCCCCCCCGCCGCCCAAGCACUAUGGGACUGUGUGUGCGUGAGCGAGGAUGCAAGUGUGCCCACAAAGAUCGGGUGGGGGGGUGGGACAGGGGUGAGACAGGUGUUGGUAGGGGUGGAGGUGGUGGUGGGAUCUUCGGUCAGUGGAUCGGAUAUUUAUGCAAUCAAUCCUAGUCCUGUGUAGCCUAGCCCCUCCGCCCAGCCGCGCCCGCCCACAGCGGUAUUUUCUACGCAAAAAAAAACGAAAGAAAAAACUCAAAGGGAAAAGAGUGAUUAUUUAUUUUAGUGUUUGUAACUUUAUAGGAAAGAUCGUUCUACUUCAACCGCUGUAGAAUGAUAAACAAAACAAAAAAAACUAAAAAAACUAAAACUGGCAAAAUACUUUGGCUACGGUUUUUAUAAUUUAUUGAUGUUGUGUUGGGAUUUGUACUGCCCUUGUGCUCAGAUGUGGAGGCUAGUUUUCCAGACCCACCCAGAAAGAGGGGUCCACGUCCUAUCAGCUCCAGAACGAACACAAGCCCCAGCUAAGCAGACUGUCAUCCCAACUAUCAAUCAAUGCAACAUCAUUGCCCUGUUGUCGAAGCAGUAUGCGUAGCGUCGAUGUUUUUCAUAGCUGCCCUUUUCACCUAUAGCACUGAUUAACGGCCAGAGCACUGUAUCUAACUGGACUUUGAAUUACACAAUAUGGUUUAUAAUGUGCUACUUAAUGAUCAAACACUGUGUUCGUCUUAAACGUUUUGUUACCCUAGUCUUUGUUUUAGCUGAUCAUGAAUUCAUCUCCAGAUCUUAAUCGCCGUUUUAAUGGUUUACCUUUUGUUUUUGUUCGUAUCAAACGUGCCCAUCUCUGUGUCUUCUCCCUACGGUUCUCUACAGAGGCCGGUCCAUUAGACUACGAGUCUAGGCUCAGUGAAAGUCAUCUCCCCUCCUCAGUUGCUCACUUGAAAAACUGGAAUAUUCCCUUUGGUCCGACGUGCGGGAAAUCACUCACCUGUAAAAUCAUUUUUAGAUACAACACAUUUGAGAAGAAUAUUGUUGACCUAACAAAAUUGUUUUAUUCAGUGUCAAUAUUACUUAAGUUAAGAGUACUACAGCUAAUGGGUACAGCUGUUUGGUCCAAGCAGAAAGCUGUCAAAUGAUCAAUAAAUAAGGCUUAAACCUUUGUGCUAAGAUACAUGUUAUUGCAAACUUUUAAUUUCCAUUAUGGUUCUUUUUUUACAGUUUUCAAAUAAACCCAUGUCAGGACAUUGA
This is a messenger RNA of Gadus morhua (Atlantic cod), 3438 nucleotides long. RefSeq names its product protein associated with LIN7 2, MAGUK p55 family member b (gene pals2b). The record is from RefSeq and is a predicted model, not a curated record. The transcript has 14 exons. Gene Ontology annotation, molecular function: protein binding. The coding region runs from base 324 to 2138 and encodes 604 amino acids. NCBI's taxonomy places the organism in Eukaryota, Metazoa, Chordata, Actinopteri, Gadiformes, Gadidae.